UACCUGAGGCAGCUGGGGUUGGCCGCGCCCUGGGUGGGCAUCCUAAUGGGAGCCAAGCACCUGAUCGCAGCCGUCUGGGCUCCCGUCUGUGCCUUCCUGGCCAAGAGCUACCAGAAGCGGAGGGUGCUUCUGAUCGGCUCGCUGCUCUGCUCGGUGGGAGCCAGCCUGUUGAUGGUCCUGGUGCCGCCCCUGGACAGAGACCGCUCCUGUAACGGAAGUCACGCCACGGUCCUACCCCCGGGGGUCACCCUAACUGUGAACGUCACCGCGGCCCCGUCGCCAGCCUCGAACCACCCAGCGGGGGCCCGCAGCCUCCUAGCCGAGGGGAGUCCUGGGGUCUCUGGAACCGAUGGCUUCAGAGAAGGACCUGGGGAAGGCAGCCAAGAACCUUUCAGUCAUCGGCCGGACUACUUUGCAGGCUCCACUGAAGGAGCCAGGACCACAUCCCGAGUCCUCCAUCCUGUCACUUCCGGGGUGAAAGACACUCCCUGGGAAGGUGCUCUCAGGGUGGUCGGUACUUCCCUCCCUUUGCUUGCUGGGGGUACAGCAGUGGCAAGUCCAGCCAGCCUGUCCGCAGCCAAGAGGAACUCCUGGGCCCUUGACCUCUCCUUGGAAGGGUUGCGGUGGACUUUCAUCCUCUCUCUGGGCUUCAUGGUGUUCUGGGAGCUGCUGGCAGCCCCUCUGGAGCAGGUGGCAGACGACAGCCUUUAUGAAUACCUGGAUUUUGUGGACGCCACUGACCGCUACAGAAGCCUGUGGAUCUGGAGGCUGCUGGGCAUGUCGGCAGGUGUGUGUGGCAUCGCAGCCUUAGUGGGGCAGCUGGACUGCUUCCUGACGACAAGUGGGCCCCGGGGUGUGGUGUAUUUCUAUGGCUACUCACUGAUCAGCACCCUGGCUUUGCUGGUGAGCAUUGCAUUUCCCGUCCCCAUCUGCAGGCGGCGGGAGCCCAGCUACAAAAUGGUCAAAGCCCUGUCUCUUGUAGGCGGCAAUCCCCGCCUCAUCGUCCUUGGCCUCACCAUCUUCUUGAUAGGAGCCGCCACCAGCACGGUGCAGGACUUCCUGUUCUGGCACAUGAAAGACCACGGGAGCAGUGAGCUGGUCAUGGGUUUCUCGGUGGCCCUGGGCUUGCUGGGGGAAAUUCUGCUUCAUCCGUUCAGAAGUCCAUUGCUUAGGAAGCUGUCCAGGGUGGGCACGGUGGGACUGGGGCUGGGCUGCCUCGCGGGGCAGCUGCUCUAUUACUCUUUCCUCUGGAGCUGGUGGUCCAUCCUGCCUGCACAGAUCCUGAGCGCCGUCAGCCACGGGGCUCUGUGGUGGGCAGUCGGGGCCUCCACGGAGGACCUGGCCACUCCCGGAACGGAGAGACCUCUGAGCUCCAUGUUCCGAGGCCAGUUUUACGGGGUCGGGGCCAGCCUGGGCAGCUUCGUGGGGGGCUUCGUGGUGAUGCGCUUCAGCCUGCCUGUGCUCUACCAGGCCUGCUGCGUGGUCCUGUUGCUCUGGCUGGCCUUGUUCCUGUCCAUCCAGCCCAGACUGCCCCAGGAGCGGAAGGUCAACUACACCAAGCUGCUGGCCAUGGAGGCAAGUGACACGAGUGACUCUGAGGAGGGAAGCGAGCGGGACUGGCUCGUGAAGGCCAUGAAGGACGAACAUUCAGACUGGAGGGGCUGAGAGACGGUCAGGGUGCACUGAUCUGGAAAAGAGCCAAAAGGAGGGACCAGACUCAGUCCACGGAGGGCAAAACCUACGAUUCCCACCAGGGCUGCCAGGAGCCUUGUGGGAGAGAAGCACGUCUGUGCCGCAGCCCCACGGGAUCUUCUCAUUGCAUGAUCUUCUUUACCUUUGUAGUAAAAGGAGAUGUCACUCUUUGCUGUUCAAUCCUUUAUAAAUAACAGAGCAAGAAUACAUUUGCUAAAAAAGAAAAAA
This is a messenger RNA of Vicugna pacos (alpaca), 1920 nucleotides long. RefSeq names its product major facilitator superfamily domain containing 6 like (gene MFSD6L). Gene Ontology annotation, cellular component: membrane. The record is from RefSeq and is a predicted model, not a curated record. Lineage: Eukaryota; Metazoa; Chordata; Mammalia; Artiodactyla; Camelidae.